Molecule: messenger RNA, 342 nt
Organism: Staurois parvus
Lineage: Eukaryota; Metazoa; Chordata; Amphibia; Anura; Ranidae
Source: the annotation of a GenBank genome assembly
UGGGCACAGGUGGGUGGCACUGGUGGGCACAGGUGGGUGGCACUACUGGGCAUGGGUAGGUGGCACUUCUGGGCACAGGUGGUAACACUGCUGGGUGGCACAGGUGGGCGCAUUGCUGGGCACAGGUGGGUGGCACUGCUGGGCACAGGUGGGUGGCACUGCUGGGCACAGGUGGGCGGAACUUGUAUGUGGCACUGCUGGGCACCGAUCAUCAGGGCACUGGUGAUCAGUGACCCUGAUGAUCGGUGCCAAUCCCCGCUCUGACAACUGCCGGUUUUCGGCAGUACUUUCCUCACGAUCUGACAGCGUGAGGAAAGUGCAGCCGAGAACCGGCAUUUGCAU